AGAGAGAAAGAAGACAGAGAAGACAGACAGAGAGAGGACAGAGAGAAAAGAAGAGAAAGAGAGAGAAGAACGAUAGAGAGAGAGGAGAGAGAAAGA
Rhincodon typus (whale shark) is the source of this 96-nucleotide messenger RNA. RefSeq names its product E3 ubiquitin-protein ligase BRE1A-like. The record is from RefSeq and is a predicted model, not a curated record. NCBI's taxonomy places the organism in Eukaryota, Metazoa, Chordata, Chondrichthyes, Orectolobiformes, Rhincodontidae. The transcript is spliced from 2 exons. The annotation marks the transcript as partial.